AUGAUUGUUCACAAGAUUACCGCAACGAAGUUUCAAGCUGCGAGCUAUCUACUUGGAGUCGCAUUAUUCUCCAUCUCGUUUCUGGUCUUUCUGAAUGCAUCCAUCUCUUUUGUUGUCACGGACGUCAUCGGUCGCAAGCAUGGCGUGGGCGAUGUAGUUGGAACACUAGGCUUUGCGGACGAGCUUGUCGCUUUGGUUGCAUGUCCGCUCUGGGGAUUGUUAAGCGAUAAGAUAGGAGUAAGAAAUGUGGCUGUGAUCGGAUAUUUGAUCAUUGGCGCCAGUCUCAUGCUACUGGUGCAGAGCCACAAUGUUUACCCACAGUUAUUGCUUGGUAGGAUGGCAUUCAGCAUUGGAGGCGCCGCUUGCUCGACUAUGGUCACCGCUAUUCUACCUACAAUGACCGCCGAACGAAAACAGGAUACCUCUUCGGAAGUCAACCAAUCCUAUGGAGAAGGCCUCGCUACGCCGGCAGAUCCCAAUGCCCGACACUCGGGUGCUUUCAGCAUCAGUAGCGAGGUUACUAUUACACCUGCACGCUACGUGCAGAGACCGCCANAUCUCAGACGUCGAUCGCAGAAACGCCGCUUUGCUGCAGACCCGACCACGCCAAAGAAGUCGGAUCUCAGCCAGCUUGCUGGUUAUGUGGGCAUGUUUACCGGAAUCGGCGCCUUGGUAGCCGUUGGUAUCUUCCUACCACUUCCUGUCAAGUUCUCUGGAAGGGGCGUCGCUCAGACAGAGGCCGUCAAAGACAGCUUCUACGUUGUCGGAAGUGUGUCGAUCGUCGUUGCCGUGCUGGUCGCCCUGACUCUCCGUGGACUGCCAGGUGAAGAGGACAAAGGCUUCUACAGACUCUUCUAUUCCGGAAGGAGUACCGAAGAACACGACACCAACGAAGUAGAAAAUGUGUACCCUCUGCCAUCAUACUAUCAACUUGUCCGUGCCGCCGUCGUGCUUGGCUUCACCGACUCUCGGAUCGCAUUGGGCUAUCUAGGUGGCUUCGUCGCCAGAGCUUCUUCAGUCGGGAUAUCGCUAUUCAUCCCACUUUUCGUCAAUGCCUACUUCAUUCGCGAAGGUCUUUGCUCAAAUGAUCCAAGCGAAGACAUCAAAUCCAGCUGCAAGCGCGCGUACACGCUUGCAUCAAUGCUCACCGGAUUCUCGCAGUUGACUGCGUUGCUGGCAGCACCUUUAUUCGGCUGGUUCAACGGCUAUAUGAGCAACAAAGGCCAGCAGCUAUCAUACUUCCCUCUAGGCCUGGGCGCCAUCGCCGGCAUCAUUGGAUGCAUUUCAUUCGGUCUACUCGAUAACCCUGACCCCUUCCAUGGAAGCGCCGAUGGCAAGGGUGCAAUCCUAGCCGUGAUUCUACUUGGCUUUAGUCAGAUAUCAGCUAUCGUAUGCUCAUUGGGUAUCCUAGCAAAGGGCAUACAAGCCUCCACACCCUCAAACUCUGCAUCUCCAUCCCCAGAACCAGAUACCUUGCCUGAAGGACAAGAGUCCUCCACCUCAGCCACCACACCAGCAGAAGAGCACACAGAAACCGCUCCUUUGCUACCCACCGUCAACGAAACUUCUGCACCACAACCAACCACCGAGAUCGACAGAAACCAACUCAAAGGCACAAUCGCAGGCGUUUAUUCCCUAGCCGGUGGUAUAGGCAUUCUGCUUCUCACAAAACUAGGCGGUGUGCUAUUCGACAAGACAAGCACGGGUGCACCAUUCUACAUGCUCGCAGGCUUCAAUGCUGCUUUACUUGUUGCAGUCAUCGUUGUAUUCGUCGUACAGAGAUUACGGAAAGUUACCGUUUCUGAUGUAUGA
Messenger RNA from Aureobasidium musti, 1812 nucleotides. NCBI's taxonomy places the organism in Eukaryota, Fungi, Ascomycota, Dothideomycetes, Dothideales, Saccotheciaceae. The record is from the annotation of a GenBank genome assembly.